Molecule: messenger RNA, 5680 nt
Organism: Ictalurus furcatus (blue catfish)
Lineage: Eukaryota; Metazoa; Chordata; Actinopteri; Siluriformes; Ictaluridae
Gene: mib1
Product: MIB E3 ubiquitin protein ligase 1
Exons: 23
Coding region: 206-3298 (1030 amino acids)
Biological process (GO): protein ubiquitination
Cellular component (GO): cytoplasm
Molecular function (GO): ubiquitin-protein transferase activity; protein binding; zinc ion binding
Source: RefSeq, a predicted model, not a curated record
UCUCUGUGUCUGUGACGUCACGGGAGGGGGCGGGGUGAGACAGUCUGGAGGCCGCUGGCUGUAAUGGCGACUCUGUGUGUCUGAUCCGAGUCUCGGUUCUCUGCAUCCGCGCGGUUCCUCACAGAGCAUCGGGUUUUGUCUUUAAUCAGCGACCUUCAGAGGGAAUUAAAGGGAAACAGUAACGCAGGUUGGAAUUAUUCGUUAAAUGAGCAGCGGCCGGAAUAACCGAGUCAUGAUGGAAGGAGUGGGCGCUCGAGUGAUCCGCGGCCCGGACUGGAAGUGGGGGAAGCAGGACGGCGGUGAGGGCCAUGUGGGCACCGUGAGGAGCUUCGAGAGCCCCGAGGAGGUGGUCGUGGUUUGGGAUAACGGCACCGCGGCGAACUACCGCUGCUCCGGGGCCUACGACGUGCGGAUACUGGACAGCGCACCUACAGGUAUCAAGCACGACGGCACUAUGUGUGACACCUGCAGGCAGCAGCCCAUCAUCGGCAUCCGCUGGAAAUGCGCCGAGUGCACGAACUACGACCUGUGCACCACCUGUUACCAUGGCGACAAGCACCACCUGAGACACAGGUUCUACCGCAUCACCACGCCAGGCAGCGAGAGGGUCCUUUUAGAAUCUCGGCGCAAAUCGAAGAAGAUCACGGCGCGAGGAAUCUUCACCGGAGGACGUGUGGUGCGGGGAGUGGACUGGCAGUGGGAGGACCAGGACGGGGGAAAUGGCAGGAGAGGAAAGGUGACGGAGAUCCAGGACUGGAGUGCAGCGAGUCCUCACAGCGCCGCCUACGUCCUCUGGGACAACGGGGCCAAGAACCUUUACCGAGUCGGCUUCGAGGGCAUGUCGGACCUGAAAUGUGUGCAAGACGCCAAAGGAGGAACUUUCUACAGAGACCACUGUCCAGUCUUGGGCGAGCAGAACGGGAACAGGAACCCCGGCGGCUUGCAGAUCGGAGACCUGGUGAACAUCGACUUGGACCUGGAGAUCGUCCAGUCUCUGCAGCACGGCCACGGCGGCUGGACGGACGGCAUGUUCGAGACGCUCACCACCACGGGCACGGUGUGCGGCAUCGACGAGGACCACGACAUCGUCGUCCAGUAUCCCAGCGGUAACAGGUGGACGUUUAACCCGGCCGUCCUGACCAAAGCGAAUGUGGCGCGCAGCGGCGAGGUCCCGGCCGGAGCCGAAGGAGGAAGCUCCCAGUUCAUGGUGGGGGAUCUGGUGCAGAUCUGUUACGACAUCGACCGCAUCAAGCUGCUGCAGAGGGGACACGGAGAGUGGGCCGAGGCCAUGCUGCCGACUCUGGGGAAGAUGGGCCGUGUGCAGCAGAUCUACUCUGACAGCGACCUGAAAGUGGAGGUGUGCGGUACUUCCUGGACCUACAACCCGGCCGCCGUCACUAAAGUAGCUCCUGCUGGUUCUGCCAUUACCAACGCAUCUGGAGAGCGUCUGUCUCAGCUGCUGAAGAAGCUGUUCGAGACUCAGGAGUCGGGAGACAUCAACGAGGAGCUGGUGAAGGCCGCGGCCAACGGAGACCUGGCCAAAGUGGAGGACAUCCUCAAGAGACCAGACGUGGACGUGAACGGGCAGUGCGCAGGACACACAGCCAUGCAGGCGGCGAGUCAGAACGGCCACGUGGACGUCCUCAAGCUGCUGCUGAAACACAACGUGGACCUGGAGGCUGAGGAUAAGGAUGGAGACCGGGCGGUGCAUCACGCGGCGUUUGGCGACGAGGGCUCCGUCAUCGAGGUCCUGCACCGAGGGGGAGCCGACCUCAACGCCAGGAACAAGCGCAGACAGACGCCGCUACACAUCGCAGUCAACAAGGGUCACCUGCAGGUCGUGAAGACGCUGCUCGACUUCGGCUGCCACCCCAGCCUUCAGGACUCGGAGGGAGACACGCCUCUCCACGACGCCAUCAGCAAGAAGAGGGACGACAUGCUGUCGGUCCUGCUAGAGGCCGGCGCCGACGUCACCAUCACCAACAACAACGGCUUCAACGCUCUCCAUCACGCAGCGCUGCGGGGGAACCCCAGUGCCAUGCGCGUGCUGUUAUCCAAGCUGCCACGACCCUGGAUAGUGGAUGAGAAGAAGGACGAUGGCUACACUGCCCUUCACCUGGCUGCGCUUAACAAUCACGUAGAGGUGGCAGAGCUUCUAGUCCACCAGGGAAGUGCCAGUCUGGACGUACAGAACGUGAACCAGCAGACUGCGUUGCACUUGGCCGUGGAGCGACAGCACACGCAGAUCGUCCGGCUGCUGGUGAGAGCCGAGGCCAAACUGGACGUGCAGGAUAAGGACGGGGACACGCCGCUGCACGAGGCCCUGCGUCAUCACACCCUGUCCCAGCUCCGGCAGCUCCAGGACAUGCAGGAUGUCAGCAAGGUGGAGCCCUGGGAGCCCUCCAAGAACACGCUGAUUAUGGGACUUGGGACUCAAGGAGCAGAGAAGAAGAGCGCCGCCUCCAUUGCCUGCUUCCUGGCAGCCAACGGCGCCGACCUGACCAUCCGCAACAAGAAGGGCCAGUCUCCGCUUGACCUGUGCCCUGACCCGAGCCUGUGCAAAGCCCUGGCCAAGUGCCACAAGGAAAAGACCAGCGGGCAGGUGGGCUCCCGCAGCCCGUCUCUGAACAGCAACAACGAGACCCUGGAGGAGUGUAUGGUGUGCUCGGACAUGAAGCGGGACACGCUGUUCGGGCCGUGCGGCCACAUCGCCACCUGCUCGCUGUGUUCUCCUCGCGUCAAGAAGUGUCUCAUCUGUAAAGACCAGGUCCAGUCCAGGACCAAGAUCGAAGAGUGUGUGGUUUGCUCAGACAAGAAAGCAGCCGUGCUGUUCCAGCCCUGCGGUCACAUGUGCGCGUGUGAGAACUGUGCCAGCUUGAUGAAGAAGUGUGUACAGUGUCGGGCGGUGGUGGAGCGGCGUACUCCUUUCGUCCUGUGCUGCGGAGGGAAAGGUAUGGAGGAUGCCACUGAUGAUGAGGACCUUACAGGGGGCUCUAACUCAGUGGCAGGGGGGUCACAGGAUCUUCUCCAGCCCAACAAUCUGGCGCUAAGUUGGUCCAGCGGAAAUAUCCCAGCCUUGCAGAGGGACAAGGACAACACUAAUGUCAACGCGGACGUGCAGAAGCUCCAGCAACAGCUCCAGGACAUCAAAGAGCAGACCAUGUGCCCAGUGUGUCUGGAUCGUCUGAAGAACAUGAUCUUCAUGUGCGGCCAUGGCACAUGCCAGCUGUGCGGCGACCGCAUGAGCGAGUGCCCCAUCUGCAGGAAGGCUAUCGAGAGGCGGAUCCUGCUGUACUAGAGCUCCAGGCCACCUGCUCUUGUGGCUCGUGCUCAUCAGUGUUACGUCAAUUCUCUCUUUCUUUUUUUUUUUUUUUUCUUUUGUAAUUGUCUUAAAGCAAACUUCCGGACUCACGUUUUGCUACGUCUUGGGUUAUUCUCUUUAGGUCAUUACAAGCUCGUCGCAUGGUGGACGAGGAAACCGUCGCGUCUCGUGCUCUACUUUCAUCGUCCGUAGUUUUCGGCUUCUCCGUAAACGUAAACUUGCUUGUUAGGGAGUAUGUAUCUUCUUAACAGAGUGCGUCGAUACUCUGUCUACCAGCUUUAUGAGCUCAGAACAGUACAACACUACAAGUCUUUACCUAUGCAGCACGUUCACCUUCAGCGUCUAACGGGAGUGCUGAGCAGAAGCUUGCGCGUUCAGAAUUGUGUGCUUUCUACCCUGUACUAUUAUUAUUCUUUUUUUUAAUUGUCAGCGCAAAUCUACAAGCUUAGAAAAGGGUGCACCGAUUCCUGCAGGAAAAGCGUCCGAAUGGCAAAUUCGGACGCUUUGGGUGGGCGUGGUUAUUCUUUCCUCCGUAAAUCACAGCAAUUCGUGUUUUGUCGAGAGCAAAAACGGCAGGUUUUGCGAAAAGCCGUCACGAAGAUCAGCACUUCCAGUCACAGGCGGCUAGGAAAUCGAAUACUCCAGCGCCUCUAGUGGACAAAAACGAUCACUACAUAUUCGAGCUGAUCUCGCUCUUAAUAUUCGGCAACAGACGCCAAGAAUCAAUUAGCUUAGUUAGUCUGAGAAUGUUGCGAAGAAGAUUGUUUUAAUCUCGAUAUCGUAUCGUAAAUGGAAGAAGUUGGAUCGGGAAGCUACUCUACCAGUCAGAAGUUUCGAGGCGCCUCUCUUUGUUUCCCGUGUCCGCAGCGGUUUUCUUAGAGUUCUCCAGAACGUAACCUUUUAUUAUAAAACGAGAGCACGUAAUCAUCUUAAACAGCUCGAUCUUAACGGCUUCGUCCGAGUUCUUUGGUUCGUCCGGUGAACCGAAUUCUUCAAUUCGAUCGGUUAAGCGCGACGUGACGAUCGUGACCCUGAUUGCUAUCGAACGUGAUCGCGAUUCUGAAGCUCGUGGCCAGAAAAGUGUACCUAAAGACACAAGACGCUCUGUUUCCCAAGGCUGUUGUGUUUGAAGCUGUGAUGAAGUUUCUAAACAAAAAUGUUAAAAAAAAAAAAAAAAAAAAAACACUUUUCACCAGCACUGUACUUAAUGAGCGUUUGCAUGAAAAUAAGGAAAUCUCCCACUUGUCCACGACACGUCCAUCGCUGUCGAAUCGGUGCGUCCUUACUUUAAGCGCAAGAUCAACAAACUUCCUCCGCUUUCUUUGAGCUUACGUGUAAAAACACGCUUAUGGUCAAUGUGAGCAAGUAACGCCGAGAAACACUACACACUGUCAUUAUCUCGUCAACACUGCCCAGAAUCUUUUAUCUGCCAUUUUCGAUGUUCUAUAAUCUAUAGUCGGGACAUUUCAAGUGAUCCUUUAUUUUCGCAUCCUUUCUUUUUUUUUCUUUUUUCUUUUUUCUUUUUUUUUUUUUAAAACCAUCGUUUUAAAAUUAAAACUAGAAUCUUAAGUAUAUAUAAGUAGCAUAGCCUCCAUCCACCUCGGUAUGUAACGAUGUACUGUACGUACCAGCUGUACUACAGUAUGUACACACACUUAGUAUUAUUGUUCCACGUUCUCAGAUAGAGGAGCUAAGGACACGAGGUCGAGUCUUAAGAGCACAGAUUGUGGGGUGGGGUCGGGGGCGGGGACAAAUCGAAUCCCGUGUCAUCUUAAAACGAUAAACUGACUGGAUUGAUGGAACUGUCCUGACGCACGAUUGGUAUGGCACGAAAGAAAGAAAGAAUGAAGCGCUAGCGACCUCCUGAAAAAGAAAAGUCUCGACAUAAUUUGAUAUGUUCUGGGGAUAAGGUGCUUUAACUUUUUUCUUUUUUUUUUUCUUCUUUAUAGAAUGAAAUCGAGUGUACAAUCUAUUAUAAUUCCAAGAAGAGAAGUGUAUACAACACAAUUUUUUUUUUUUUUUUUUUUUUUUUUUUAAAAUGGUUAGCAAGUAUGAAACGUAGGACAGUAGGCUCUUAACACUAGCUUUUCUUCUGAGCAGUUAUGCGAGAAAAAUUUGUAGCCUAAGAGAAAUAUUUACCCAAAGACAGAGUGCUCGUGCAGUUCAGCGCAUAUCUCGAAGCUCACGUCGCCGUUCUGAUGUAACCUUUAUCCUGUUUACGGACAGUGUUUUAACCACGCUGAGGUCUUUAAACGAGUGGAACUUGUAAUAUAAUUUAUUGGAGUCAUUUGCAUAUGACUCUAUAGCUUACCAGUGCAAAACUUUUUGUUUGUUUGUUUGUUUGUUUGUUUUCAUGGG